Messenger RNA from Gigantopelta aegis, 5609 nucleotides. RefSeq names its product protein unc-50 homolog. Bases 163 to 1002 code for a protein of 279 amino acids. NCBI's taxonomy places the organism in Eukaryota, Metazoa, Mollusca, Gastropoda, Neomphalida, Peltospiridae. Gene Ontology annotation, cellular component: Golgi membrane. The record is from RefSeq and is a predicted model, not a curated record. The transcript is spliced from 8 exons.
GCUGUGUUGGUAACUUUGACUUGGACCGAAUAAAGAUUUAAUAUUUUGCGUGGAUGUCAUAAUGACGAAUUACAGGAUAAUUCAGCACUAACUGAUACACUACUAGAAAAGAGCUGUAUGUAAAAACAAUCGACCAAAAAUUAUCUCCGACUGAUCAUCACAAUGUCAAGUUACACCAAGACCUCCCCUCCAGUAUCCCCUACAGGAUCACCUCCACUGUCGCCCAUUCCUGGUAACUAUGGUAAUGGUGUCACCAGCAGAGCCCAUCAGUCAGAUGCCAGAUUAACUGCGACUGCCAAAAGACAGAAAUAUUUCCGAAGACUGUUAAAAUUCAGACAAAUGGACUUUGAAUAUGCCUUCUGGCAAAUGAUAUAUCUUUUUGUUUCACCCCAGAAAGUAUACAGAAAUUUUCAGUAUAGAAAACAUACCAAAGACCAGUGGGCACGAGAUGAUCCUGCUUUCCUGGUGCUUUUAAGUUUUUGGCUGCUUGUCUCAUCUGUUGGAUUUGCUGUUGUCCUGAAGCUUAGUUUUCUCGGGUUCAUCAAGUUUAUUUUGUGGGUUGUUUUUGUUGACUGUAUUGGUGUUGGAAUCUGCAUUGCCACUUUGUUCUGGUUUAUAACAAACCGAUACAUGAUAACAUCACCACCACGAGGCCAGGAUGUCGAGUGGGGUUAUGCCUUUGAUGUUCACCUGAAUGCCUUUUUUCCUCUUCUCAUGAUUCUGCACCUCUUCCAGCUGUUCUUUCUGACACAUUUUAUUAAUCAGGACCACUUUCUGUCUCGCCUGUUUGGAAAUACGCUGUGGCUUAUAGCAAUAGGAUACUACAUUUAUAUUACCUUUCUGGGCUACAGUGCCCUUCCUUUUCUGAAGAACACGAGAACUCUUUUGUUCCCAAUGACCGGACUACUCUUAGUGUACGUGUUAUCACUUGCCCUUGCUUGGAACUUCAGCCACGCCCAGUGCAAAUUUUACCACUUCAGAGUGCGGACAGAUGGAGGUUAAAAUUCCAACCAGGCAUAUUUAUUUUCUUAAUGGAAUUGGCAAAUUUCAUUUUUGUUUAUACUAGUUUAAUACCAAACACUAAAAGUGAAGAAACCAUAAACCUGAUAGUAUGGUACUGUAAAUAAUAAAAUCACCAAAUUUAUGUUAAUGGUGGUUUUUAAUUACCUGUUGCAAAUGUUUAUGUUUUCAUAGAGAAUAAUGAAACUGUCAGAUAUUCUUGCUUGGCAAAACCAUCGGGAAGUGAUGUCACAGGAGAAAUACAUGACUUAUUUCUCCUGCUGUAAUAUUUUAGAAUUUUGGGGGUGUCGCUGUUCACAAAGUACCAUUUGUGCUGAACCUGAAAAUAUUAAAAAGAUCUUGUGUUAUACUGGAGUUUUAGCAUUCUAGACUGCAUCGUAAGAGAAAACUGUGAUGUAUUUAUUUAUUUUGAAUAUGGUGGUGAUGCUGAACAGUGUGGGUGCAAAACCAGUGAACAGGUGACCUCUGUGUAAACUCUUGAAAUGUAUUAAUGAUGAAGUUUGUGACAGAUAAAAGUAAUAUAGUUCAAUGCUGCUGUUUAGUAGCAAAUGACAUGAAAAACUUCAUCAUUUCUCCAAGAAUUCCAGGAUUUUAGUGCAUCCUAAAAAUCGUUCCUGUACUUUGCUGAAAGACUUAAAUGACUUCAACUUUAUAAAAGCCAGCAGAUUUUUUCAGGUGUCUGAAGUGAGUACAACUAGAAGGAGAAUCAUGUUGUGCAUCAAGAACAUGCUGAUAAAUAUGCCUUUUGUACAGAUGAUGGCUUUAGACCAAUAUUAGAUAAAUAAUGUCUUAAUUAAAAAAAAAAAAGUUUUUUUGCUUAACCUAACUAAAAAUCUUCUUAACCCUUAAUAGUUCCAUCUCGGAUAUAUUUCCAAUUUUGUACUGUUCUGAGUAUAUAUGUAUAUGUAUAUAUUUUAAAAUAUGUAAUUUUACGUGGCCACGAGUAUUCAUCAAGAUGGUUAUUGAUCUAUAGACAGCAAUCAGUGUGGUUAGAGGCCUUUUGUUGAUGCACAAAUAUUAAGUGCUCUUUGCCACAGAGAUGUAGUAUUUUGGUUAUACCCCAUUGAUGUGCAGAUUAAGGGCAGUGAGGAUACUGCUUUGCCGGAUCAAAAAAUCAGGUUACUUAGCUUAUCACACAUGUAUAUUUAAUGUAAACCCUUGAUACUGUAAUGGAUUUUGGGUGCUGCUUGACAAAUGUGUAAACAAAGCUGUUAAUGGAAUGUUUUACAAUAAUUGUUUAAACUCCUACAUAAUAAGUGUUUAUUUUGUCUUUUAGAGCUGGAUGGUAUUGAAAUUUCAGGUCCUGUAUAUAUAUCGGGGUUUUUUUAUAGUUAAUUUACCUCAGGAUCGGUACGGUAUUUGGUAUUGACACUGAUAUCGAGCGGUAUUUUCGGUAUACUCGGCUUUAAGUGCAUGCCUGAGUUAAGGCUCACCUGUGAAUUUCAUCUAGAUAAAAUUAAUUUCCAUACACAAGGCUCUCGUCUGAUUUAUACCCAGCCAAUUUUGUGUUUGUCAGGUAUAUUGUUAGUGUUUUACUAAAUAGCUGGAAACAUUUCGCAAACCGAAAUGUUGGUAUUUUGAAAUUGCUCGGCAUGGUAAAUCAAUAUUGACAUGAUACAAAUGCCAAAAAAUAAAUUUGAUACAGAUUUGAUCAGGAAAUCUGCAGUCAAAUUGAAGGUUCAGUUAGCCAAACUAAAUUUCAAACAAUUAAGGCUCUUUAAAUAAAUGUAUUUACUUAAUGUUCAAAUUAGAUUUUUGCAACUUUAAUUUGCAUUUGUUGAACAUCUUAAACCCUGAAUAUAUGUAUAUUUAGAAGAGGUUUUUGUGAAUAAUAUAACAUGACAAUUUAUUAUAUCAUUUGUCAGCAUGAAUAUAAAUUUCUCAUUAAUGUACCAAAAUGUUGAUGCCUGCCAAGAAAAAACAAUAGUUGUAUAAAGGCUGCAACAAAUUAUUUAUUUAUUACUUGAUGUUUUUAGUAUUACAUACAUAGUUUAUUGAUUUGUAACAUUAACAACUGCCCAGCACCCACAUAAUAUAUUUAAAUAUGUGUCCACUGCCACAGUGGAUAAUUGAUUUUAUUUUGUUUAUAAAUAAAUAACAAUGUGUGACGAUGGCUUAGUCAAUUAUAUGGCUAUAUAUUGCAUGAUAAAAUUAGUUUCACAUUUGCAAUUGAAAUAAAUCUCGAUAAUCAUAUCAUUUCCAAGAUGGAUUCAGAGUGACAAUUUUGAGGGGGGAACCAUCUGUUGUGGUUACCCAAUACCAUAUUUUUAGAUGCCAUUUAAAUAUCAAACCUGUAUUGAGCAAUCACUUGUGUAAGAGGUCACUUUAAUAUUCUCCUAAAUCAUCCGAUAUUGACAUGUCAUUAUGUCAGGUCAGUCUGGCAUCUGGCAUGUGUUUUUAACUUUAAGCAUCAAAGAAGUGGCAAGUAUUGAAACAGUUUUGAAACUGUUUCAGCAGAUCCUUUUUUUUCCCCCCUUUCUUUAAAAAAAGAAAGAAAUUUUAUUCAAAAGGAUCCAUGCAUAAAACAGAAAGCUCCAAAUUUGAUCACUAUGUUAUUUUUUCUCCAUGUUGUUUUCAUUACUCUUUAUUAUAAUUUUCUACUGAAAGCACCCCAUUAACAUUUCACUAAUCAUUUCUGUAGUGAACUACUAACAUGUUCAUCGGUAUCAUCAUUGUUUUUAUUGAUCUGACUACCUUUAUGUUAAGGGGAGACAUGUAGUCCAGUGGUAAAGUGCUAGCCGACAGUGGGCCCAUUGGGCUAUUUUUUGUUCCAACCAGUGCACCAUGAAUGGUAUAUCAAAGGAUGUGGUAUGUGCUAUCCUGUCUGUGGCAUGGUGUAUAUAAAAGAUCCCUUGCUAGUAAUGGAAAUACAAAAUAUAGCAAGUUUCCUCUGAAAGACUAUGCGUCAAAAUUAUUGGAUCUUUGACAUCUAAUAAUCGAUAAUUUAUAAAUCAAUGUGCUUUAGUGGUGUUGUUAAGCAAAACAAACUCAACUUUUAACCUUAAUGUUAAAGAUGUAUACUUUCUAUUUGAUGCAAAAAAAAAAAAAAAAAAAAUUGGUAGGGGAGGUGGAGGGUCUUUUUUCAUGGCCAGUUCUGAUCGGCAGAACAUUUAUCCACAUUAUGUAUUAAACUUCCAAAGUUUAUAGGUACACAUCUAUUUUAUAACAAAAUAUCAGUUAUUACAUGAAAUUAUUUUGACAAAUUUAAAUAUAACUUGCCAGUUGUUUUUAAAAUUUGCAAUUUGCCAAUUUGGUGAGUGCCAGAGCUAGCCAGGCUUUAGUAAUGGGUUUCUAUUUUUAACCCAUUGGGUAUCUCUAAUUAUUAUUUUUUGUUGUUCGUUUGUUUGUUUGUUUGUUUGUUUGUUAUGUUUUUAACAGUCCAAACAGAUAAAAUUGUAUAGUCUGUAUUAUACUGGAUUGGGAUCAACAAACUCCCUAAAGGAAAAAAAAAAAUCAUUGUAAAGAGUAUUGUAGAUAUCAGCAACAUUUUAUACAAUUUGAUAUACCAGUCUUUGAACGAAAAAUAGUUAAUACAAGCAGCCAAUGGCAGUGCCCCAGAACGUUUAAAAGUACAAAAAUGAUUUCCCAUUCAUUCUAAUCUCUCAUUGCUUUUCACAACCUUUCCCUAGAAGUAUGUUCCAACAUGAAUAUCCACAGUUAAAGUGACAGACCCUAGUUUUAAAACACCACGAUGUAUGUUUCACUAUCAAAGCCAUUUUUGAUCAUUUAUAUUAGAAGUACUGUCAUUUUAUUAUUUAGAAUAUUAAUUUUCAUACACCAGAAGUGGUUCUGGGCAUCCAGGUUUUGGUAAUACCCCCAAAUGCAUUUUUCAUAAUUCUAAAAACACACGUUCGUCUCAGAAAUAAUGGUUAUCGAGACAAGCUCUAGGUAUUUUUAGAUGGUAUUUCCCUAUUUAAAUAUCAUAGACUUUAGCUUCACUUUGUUAUAAUAUUAUCCAAGUAUGUUGCAGGUUUGUACAUUAACUAAAUUUAUUAUCCAUUUUUAAGGGGUUGAAAUUAGGGUCUGCACCUUUAAUAACAAGUCCUGUUGGUAAAUUGUUCUCUUAUUUUACAUGUUGGUGUUCCGUGAUUAUUUUAUUAUUCUAUACAAGUGUUUCGUAACCUGUUUGUCAGGUAGCACACUAAACUGUUAACUUAAAAACUGUUAACUGUUAACUAUCCGUGGUAUAGUUAAAUAUUCAUAAUUAUAAAUAAUAAUUAUAAUUUACUCUUAUUUCGUUUUAUUAUUAUUUUUAAAAAUUAUUUUUGUAAAGUUUAAUAUCAGCUUCACACUACACUGGUUCACAAAUACUUUGGGAACAUGUGGGUUUUUAUAAUUAUGUUUUAUAACCACUUAACAAUCUAUAUUCAUGUAUUACUCUGUUUAUUAAUAUUAAAUGUUAAUACUAAAUAGUUGCAAAAUUACGUUUGUAUCAAUAUGUUUGUUGUAUUGUAAAAUGUACAUAGUUUGGGCAAUGCUAUAAAAACAGAGAGAGAGAGGGAAAUCUCUUAAUUUUGUAACGCAUACAUGUAUGUUAUUUUCACAGUUUAUGUGUAUAUAUAUUAAAGACAAAUGAACCAAAGGGACAA